AUGGCCCAGGACGGAGAAAGCAAGUGCUUCCAGUUUUGCAUGAUCGUAAUAGCGUUAGGUCUCAUGGCAGGUUUUGUGUAUUUUCUUGUGCGGGAAAACACGAGGCCAGGUGACACCAAGUACACGGUGACCAUCACCAGCGUCGACGGCCUGGACCCGGCGCUGGAUCUCCAUAGCGACCGGCAGGUGCUCAGCCCGGUGUUCGGCAUCACCGUGCACAUCGACAACACCCACAACCAGAUCGUUCCGAAGUGUGUCGGUGGCGUCGGCUCGUCCGCGAUCGUGUCAUACGGGGAUGCGCUGCUCGCCAAGGGCGCCGCGCCGUGGUUCUGUGUGCAGACAACAAAGGUGGGAGAGGCCGCUACCAAGGCGUGGGGCUUGAACGUGCAGCUGCCCCACUUCCUGCGAGACCGGCUGGCCGGCGAGCUGGAGAGGGGCCAGGCGGUGGUGGACGUGGCGGUGCGGACUCCCGCGGGUGCUGGCUGUUACAUAAGCGGAUGCCUGGACACGGUGCUUGUCUGCAAGGCCAAGAUCGGCGGAGGUCCAUCCCCGUGUUUUCGUGCCACGACUGUCAGCGGCAAGACAUGA
Molecule: messenger RNA, 588 nt
Organism: Triticum turgidum subsp. durum (durum wheat)
Lineage: Eukaryota; Viridiplantae; Streptophyta; Magnoliopsida; Poales; Poaceae
Source: the annotation of a GenBank genome assembly